CCAUCAUGAGCUGCAGAACUCACAAUAGGUACUAGGUAGGCAUAUCGUCGAGGUAGGCAACAGCUCCAGUCACUGCAAGGGUCGCCCCUCCCCCUCCGUCAGUGUUAGCCCAUAACCCCACCAUGAAUCAAUCUAGCUCAGUCAGCCCAACAGCCGCCAAUGCUUUGACCUUCACAUCAGCCUCGCAUACUUGAAACCUACACGACGCUCUUUUCUUUGCUCUUUGCAAACUCUUGUAAAAGCUCUCGAGAACACAACACCCCGGUUCUUCACUACAGCCGCCAAAAUGUUGAUCAAGGUCCGCACAUUGACCGGCAAGGAGAUCGAGCUGGAUAUUGAGUCGGACUACAAGGUCUCCCAGAUCAAGGAAAAGGUCGAGGAGAAGGAGGGUAUCCCGCCCGUUCAACAGCGACUUAUCCAUGGCGGCAAGCAAAUGACCGACGACAAGACCGCUGCCGAAUACAACCUCUCCGCCGGUGACACUCUCCAUCUCGUUCUCGCCCUUAGAGGAGGACGAUGGAUGGCAUAAAUACAUCGAACGAAUAUUUGAGCGAACAUAGUGGACCUCAUCCCGACUUAACGAGUUCGCCGCUCGACAACCGAGGAUGACGAGGGAUGAUUAUACUAGGUGGAAUGACUGAGCACAGUACAAGAGCUGUUGGACCCACGGGAUCAUGAUGUCGAGUCAGCUGGAGCAGUCAUGCGCGAACACUGCUGCUAGUAUCAAACACUUUCAGGAGACACGGUGAUAAUACCAAAAGAUACGAUAAAGUUAUUCUCAUUGAAGCAUCCCGUUUUAAUAAGCCUGGCUAUGCUCAUAUUUCGCUUGCCGUCUUAUUGCUAUCAUACACAUCACAAAUUGGUAUAUGCGCCAACCUCGUUAUUCCAUUCCAUUCUUAAUCUAAUUACACGAUUUAUGGACUAUUAGUCCGUUAUCAUUGUUGCCACUCGCUUAUCGCCGUUUGGUUCCCUUGCUAUGGCUCGUCAUACACUGUACUCCUGUAAUGCAAUGGGGUUGGAAAUUGCCCCUCAAAUAACCCUCCCGACAAACCGUGUCAAACAUAUAUAUAUAUAAAAGAAUUGUUUGUUUAGAUCUCAAGCUCUUUUCUUAGGCUUCAUGAAGACAUCCGUAGCCUUGCGCUUGCGUGGUCCGAUGCCCAGAUUAGGUCGCGUAUUUGUGAGACGUGUAGGUGAAGACUGUUCGGCUGGCUCGGGAGAAAGAGAUGUUUGUUUCUGUUGAGGGGUAGGAGAUAGCGACUUUCCAGCUGAAGGGGUCACUCUGGGCCGUGAAGAUGUUGUAGUUUGAGGCUUAGGACCUUUAUAGCUGUUGGAUAGAAGACCAGUGCGUUUGACCUUGCUUGUAGAGUCGCUGUGGCCAGCAGCAGGCUUCUUCAGAGGAGACAAAGAUACCUGAGACGAAGCCUUUCGACGGGGUACCGGCUGUUCAUCGUCAAACAGAUCAUCCCCAUCGUCAGAAUCAGAGUCCGAGAUGUAUUGCGCCCGUGCCUCAUGGGUUUCAACUACAUCAGAGACUGUUGGCUUCGGUGGAGGAGGGGGCGGAGGUCGGAUUGCUGGCUUGGCGGCUCUCUGAUAGUCGUUCACCAUAGCUGCAGGCGCCUUGCGGAGUUUUGUGAUAGCAUUUGAUGCUUGUGUUGGCCUUGACAAUGCGCCGUGGAUACUGGCAAUCUCCUUCGUCUCUCGUCGUACUUUGCGCAUGACGCUUGCACCAUUGUGAGUCUUGGUACGGCUUCCCCUGUUGAAAGCGAGCGUGCUGCCAUUGGGGUCUCGCGCACCAAAUCCCCAAGCCUUCUUUGGACCGACUCUGCCUCCUCGGGGCAGAAGUCUUCUGUCAUCGACAAUCUUGCUGGUGUUCUUCUCCUUGUCCUCCUUGAGUCCCAUGAGAGCAUUCUUAAGCUUCGCCUCACUUUCCAAGAGGGCCUUCUGGUGAUCUGAUUUGUAUUUCUCAUAGACGCGAUACCAUUUAGUUGGGUUUGGUGGUUUAUAUGCCUUUUGCUUGACUUCCAUAGGAAACUCAUGCUUGAUAAGCUUCAGCCAUACCUCACCUGUCUCGCCCUGGAUUUGAGGCGAGUUCAGUUCGAUAGUUCGUAGUUGUUUCGCGUUAUCGAUCUUGAGGAGAAGGAGGCGGACGGCUUUAUAAGGAAGAUAGUCGCCAACACUGUCGAGUUCGCGGAUGUUUUUGAUGCAUGCCGCAGUGGCAAGUUCCAACAGAGACUUGGGUGGCAUCUUGAAGCUCGGGGUAACGUGUCGAAAGUUCGUUCAUGCGUUUCGUAAGUUUAUGCGAUCGUUAUGGUGUUUAUAUGGGGAGAUAUGCGGAGUGUUCCGUGAUAAUUGUAGCGACGCCUGAAUAGCAGUGGUACAGUUGAGGAGUAAGACGGAUUAAGGCAGGGUUAUAUAAGGUAAGGUGGGCGGCACAGUGGAAGAAAGAAGAGUGAUUAAGUGUUGAGCCCCUUGGAAAGGCAGCCAAGCAUUGCUAUAAAGAAAGCGACAGCAUCGUAAAUGUGUGAUGUUCCGAGAGAGUUGAGAUCUUGAAAGGGUACUCGAAUGUCAAGGGAACCCUUUGUAGUAUAAGGUAAGUAGGGUCUGAGCCACGACGUAGUUG
Molecule: messenger RNA, 2620 nt
Organism: Fusarium odoratissimum NRRL 54006
Lineage: Eukaryota; Fungi; Ascomycota; Sordariomycetes; Hypocreales; Nectriaceae
Product: NEDD8 protein
Exons: 4
Coding region: 287-529 (80 amino acids)
Biological process (GO): protein neddylation; modification-dependent protein catabolic process; regulation of proteolysis
Cellular component (GO): cytoplasm; nucleus
Molecular function (GO): protein tag activity; ubiquitin protein ligase binding
Source: RefSeq, a predicted model, not a curated record